Ixodes scapularis (black-legged tick) is the source of this 795-nucleotide messenger RNA. RefSeq names its product 1,2-dihydroxy-3-keto-5-methylthiopentene dioxygenase. Gene Ontology annotation, biological process: L-methionine metabolic process. Lineage: Eukaryota; Metazoa; Arthropoda; Arachnida; Ixodida; Ixodidae. Gene Ontology annotation, molecular function: acireductone dioxygenase [iron(II)-requiring] activity. The transcript is spliced from 5 exons. Bases 85 to 525 code for a protein of 146 amino acids. The record is from RefSeq and is a predicted model, not a curated record.
CGUAUUUCUUCGGCUGCUUUUUACCGACUAUGAAACCUGCUUCGUCUUACAACAGGUCGAUAAUGGAGGAGCAUAAGUUCAAUCAUGUUGGCCUGGUACCUGGACGAGCCGAAGAAAACGCUGGGCGUUAAGGAACUGCGCAGUCUCGUGGGAGUUACGUUCUAUCGGCCCACGUGCAAGGAGGACGGAGAGGCCCGACUGGAAGCGAUCCAGCAGAAGACGGGCUGCGACCAGGUUGAUACCACCCUUUUGCAUCCCUUCGACAGUGAAGGGAGAGCCUUGGUGCGGGAGUCUUCCCGCGAGCACCAGCACGAUGAAGAAGAGAUCCGCAUGAUAGGAGAAGGCGGUGGUUUCUUCGACAUCCGUGACCUCCAGGACACCUGGGUCCGCAUCCAGGUCCAAGCCGGAGACCUGAUCGUGCUGCCGCCGAGGGCCUACCACCGCUUUACGCCCAAGGGAAAGGUGGCCAUGCGCCGGAUCUACGCCACUGGAGUGGACUACUCGGCGGUCCUCCGAGAGGCCUGAGCGCUCGUCUCGAGCCAAUACCACCUACAAGGCCUGCGCAUGACGUCAUCGUUAGUGGACCCCCUUCCCGCACCAGGCGGCAAAUACGCUGGGGCUCGACGAGAGUCAACGCAAAGCGGCAGACACGUCCGCCUUGGCGUCGCCUCGUUCCUGUAGCAUAGCGCUCGUUGUGAGACACUGCAAGACGCGUUGCCGGCGACGCUGACGCGAGCUAAGGGGGACACUCGGUGGAUUCACUUGCGCCGGUCAUUUCUUCCUGGUGGUAUUGGU